GUAGUCUUAAACUUCUAAAACUGAACAAGCUGGUUUUAGAUGACUUAAAAAAGAGUCUCUCUCAAGCAAACAAGGAAAUGUAGUAAUUAAUGCAUCACAUCAGCAUUUCUGAUGUAUUGAGCUGUAGUACUCAACAAGGUUGGACAAAUUUGUGAAUGAAUUGAAUUGGCCACGCCCACAGGAUGUUGAGUUGUAAUGACAGGAAGGGGGAUUUACUGACUUGCAAUUCAAAGAAAUUUACCAGCCAAAAGUUAUGAUCAUAGUGUUAAAGUAGAGAAAAUGGGGGUAAUUUUAAGAAUUGGUUUCCUACUCGCCACUCUGGCCAGACUAAGCCUCUUUUCUAGCUGGAGUAUUAGCUUUGAUGAUCAACAAUCGUGUCCAAUCCCCAUGUUGCAACCUUCGCACAUACUCAGUUUAUUUUGAGUCAUUGUCCAUCAUUCAAAAUUUUCAGCUAGAAUGACAGAUAAUAGUUCUGCUGCCAUGGCUACUAUUUCCCAAAAGCCGGACACAGGCUUCAAAAAGCAUCAGCACAAUUUUAAAAUGAUGGACCAAAACGUUGGUUGCUAGGAUUUUCCAGGCAUUUACUUACCAAAUAAAGUCUGGAAACUGCCCAACUGCAAGUCAGUUCUGGCCUCUAGAUAUGGCUUGAGACCAUCUUUCAAUUUAAGUCUAUGGUCACCUAUACUCAAUAAGUGGAGAUGUCAUUCAUGUCUGGUGCAGGACAAGUUAAACACCAAAGUUUAAUAUACGGGUUAGGGUUUUUGAAAAAGAUAGUGAGAGAAAUGCCAUGUGCUGAUGACAGAGACAUUAACAUUAUUAAUGAAUGAGUGAAUGUGCAUGGCAGCGGCUGGGCAUUUGACUAAUCUCUGCUAAUCCUGACCUGAUGAAACCAGAUUGAGCAGAAAUAUUGGCAAAAGAGUGGGAUUACUGAGCAUGGAGUCUGGGCAAACAUCUGACGUGAGGGAUGACGAGACAAACCAAGCACACAAUUGUACAAAUGUGCACACAUGCAACCUUGCACACACACAUUUACAUUGAUAUUGUUUGCAUGUUUUGCAAAAUAACGGCCACUACAAGCACCCUACAACACAGACUCGAGGCUUUUAAAGAGGUCAUGUCCGGAAUGGUGUCAUGGGAUGGUACACGUAGAGGUAAAGAGAGGCCUAUCUCAGAGUGUGUGCAUGUGGGACGGCCAGACUGAGUCGGAUUACUCUACUGGUAAACAUCCGCUGGCGGCUGUCCUGACUGAAACACGACAUAUGACGCACAAGUCUCAUAUCAGAGUUGUCUCCAUGUCCUGAAAAACUCUCCCUCUGUGCCUUUCAUCAUACAAGAAUAUCAGCCUCUUCCACAUAUGUAGAGUUUGUCGGUACUGAAUACAUAAUGCUGGGAAAGUUUCUGGCAAACUUUUGAGACUUCAAAACACAAAAAUUUGUAGAAUUCAUAAUAGUUUUCAAUAUAUGGAGUGGAAUAUAUGGAGCUGUUUUAUCAACAAUAUUUUGCCAUUUAAGAUUUUGUGUCGGGUUAUAAUCAUUUUGAAUUUCUUUCUUUUUUCUUUUUUUUUUGUGUGAAAAUAAUUUGUCAUCCUUUUGUCUUGUUUUUCUAGUUUCAGUUUUUAUUAGAAUUCUUUAGAGCUGAAAUUAAUGAAAUAUGUCUGUUAUUUGUUAACACAGUCAAUGCAUUAACCUAAUUUGACAUUUCUGCCCUUUUCUGUUAUUGUUAUGGAUCAGGACAGUAGGAACUUGGCAAAAGCUCAAGGACAUCCACAUAAAAAUGAGGACAUACAUAGACUUGUGUUUUUGUAUUAAGCUAAUAAUACUGACAAUAACCCAAAAAGCUUUUUGCAUUUUCAGAAUUUUUGGAUCAUGUCUGUUUUCAUUGAUUGGAAAGAGCAAUAUGAACAUCCUGCCAAACAUCCUCUUUUGUGUUCGACUGAUGAAAGAAAGUCAUACAGGUUUGAAAUGAGGGUGAGUAAACUCAAUUUAAUGAAGUUCCGGUAACACUUUAGUAUAGGGAACACAUAUAAACUAUUAACUACGACUUUUCCCUCAAUAAACUCCUUAUUUAUUGCUUAUUAAUAGUAAGUUUAGGUAUUUUGUAGGAUUAAGAAUGUAGAAUAAGGUCAUGCAGAAUAAGGCAUUAAUAUGUGUUUAACAAGAACUAAUAAACAGCCAAUAUUCUAGUAAUAUGCAUGCUAAUAAGAAACUAGUUAAAAUACCCUAAAAUAAAGUGUUACCGAAGUUCCAGUUAAUAAAGAAAAAUAAUUCAUAUAAUUCAUGCUUUUUUUAAGCAUUGAGCCAUAUAAAGUAACAAUUAUAUAAGAAAACAAUUUCUUAAUAUGAAAAUGCUAUAGUUAAUGCAUCCAGUUCCUUUUUUAAGGCAAAGAGAAAAAAAUAAGUGUGUAAGUCAAAUUAUGGCUGACACUUGAAGUGGAAUGUACAUGCACUAUGAUGAAUCAUUACCAUUUUUGAAGAUGCUCUGGCUGGUUAACCACAUCGGUUUAAGUGCAGUUUAUUUUGGUUCCUAAUGGACCUUUAGCUGUCACUUUAGUACCAUCAUCACGAGUAUUGAGAGGCUAGGUCAUAUACGAGUACUGACUCGCUGGGGUUCAGUGGGUUUUAAUGAAGCAUCUGACAGGCACGUUAUCCAGCAGUGCUCCACUAAAAGCUCUUUAUUUGUUCGUUCUGUGUAGCGACUGACCCAGUGCUUCUGCAUCUUCCGAGAGUCAUUGAUGAAUAAGACAGCUGGAGAGCGAUGCUUAGCCUUCCGUGCUCCGGAUUAAUUGUGAAUGAGGAGUAGAGAUGUGUGUGGUGUGCCGGGAUUAUGUCAUCUAACGCUCCUGUGAUUCUCUGAUCUCCUGUGCAAAAAUCACUGACUGCGCAGAUUGUCUACACCACUUUUCAUACUAUAUAUUAUUUCAUUUUGUCAUUUUUCUUGUUUUUUAUUGACAUACUGGUAAAAAGCUUUGGGUCCGAAAGAUUUUAAAGGUAGUCUCUUGUGCACACUGAGGCUGAAUUUAUUUGAUAAAAAAUACAGUAAAAGAAGUAAUAGUAUGAACAUUUUUCUAUUUUUAAUUUAUUUUAAAAUGUAAUUUAUUCCUGUGAUCAAAGCUGAAUUUUCAGCAUCAUUACUCCAGCCUUCAGUGUCACAUGAUCCUUCAGAAAUCAUUCUAAUAUGUUGAUUUGCUGCUCAAGAAACUAAGAUGCAUUUUUUUCAGGAUUCUUUGAUGAAUAGAAUAAAAAGAAGAGCAUUUAUUUGAAAUAGAAAUCUUUUGUAACAUUAUAAAUGUCUUUACUGUUACUUUUGAUCACUUUAAUGCAUCCUUGCUUGAUUAAAAUAUUAAUAAAUUUCUUCAGUUGCUCAACAACAACAAAGCUGGAGAAUCUCACGCAGCCAAAAUGAGGAUUGUCAGUAACGGUGUUCAGCCUUACAUUGUUCAAACCGGAGUCGACACUGAUGGAGAGACUCAGGAAGAAGUUACGACUUUUAGAAGGAAACUGGACGUUUCUGAAUGGUUAGUGGAUAAAUUUAUGUAGUUGCUGUGGAGUUGAUUCAACUCAUCGACUAGCAUGUGUCGUCAUGUUAAUCUUUUGUGCAAAUCCAGCGUUGAAUUGACCCUUGUUUGUGAAGCAGUCCGGCGUAAAAUGACGGCAUGGUAACACUCUACUACAACAACUCUUCCUCUUCUCUAAAGCAGCCCAACAUGGCCUCACCCCCUUUGUUGCGUGUUCUCGGAGGCAGGGUUUGUGUAAAUUUUAGGGUUAGUGAUGCCACUAACCUGGGAAGAAGCUCGUUGUAGUCCCUACCAUGCAUUUAUAAGAGAUUUCUGUACAAGAAAAUAUCUCCCUUUGCGUUGAACUUGGAGUGUUGUAACUUUUCAGAUGUUGUUUAUGCUCAAACAGCAACAUUACACACUAACUAAAGUUAAAAAAGUGAAAUCAUAAUCAACCACCCCUUUAAUUCCUUUUUACAAAAUCUUACUGACCCCAAACUUUUGAAAAGUUGUGUACAUAAUGUUCUGUGUUUUUUUUUACAUGCAUCACGUCUAACAAUGACCUUUAUCAAGAUUAUAUUUCAUACUAUAUUUCUUUUAGAACUACAAAUCCCAUGUUUUUGUUCCAAGUCCUUCUGAAUCGGUUCAAAAUAUGUGCCAAAAUGGUUGCACUUUAACCUCAAACUCCCAUUCUCCCCAAACAAUACACAAAAAUAUGCAUCUGUAAACGCCCAUAAACAAGACAAAACAAAUUUGUCUUCAAUUCAGUGUCGUUUAUGAAUAGAUCCAGCCAGUUUAAUCUUCAUUUGAUGCUCUGUGUUUGUAAUCCAGGCCACAUACCCCUUUACACAGCGUGCUUUCGCUAAUAGGAUUGAUGCUGCCCGCACUGUGCACAACACCAACUGUCGCUCUGCUUCCUAUUGGCUGAGCUGGAAGGUGGGCGGAGCUGAUCCAUCCCGAAUGGGCUUGGAAACAGUGGAUGCUUGAAAAGUCCAUCUGCGUGGGUCGUUCUCCCAUCUGGAUCUGGGUGGUGGAUAUAUGGAGAUCUGCUAGUGUGGCUGGUGUUUUGUGGACGUGGGACACACGAUGGCCGUGGCGCUGGAUGCAGUGUGGGUGCGAGUGAAAGGGGUUUGUAAGCAGAACGGCCUGCUGAUCCUCUCAGUGUUGGCCGUGGUUAUCGGAUGUCUGCUCGGCUUCUUCCUGCGCUCCAAGAACCUCUCGGAGCAGGAAGUGAAAUACUUCCAAUUCCCUGGAGAGCUGCUGAUGAGGAUGUUGAAGAUGUUGAUUUUGCCUCUAGUCGUGUCCAGUUUGAUGUCCGGUCUGGCAGCGCUGGAUGCAAAGUGUUCCAGUCGGCUGGGCCUCAUCACGGUCUCUUACUACCUGUGGACCACCUUCCUGGCUGUGGUGGUGGGAAUAGUCAUGGUGUUGAUCAUCCAUCCAGGUGGAAUGGCACAGAAGGAAGACUCAGAGGACAGCGGGAAACCCAUCAUGAGCUCCGCUGAUGCUCUCCUGGAUCUCAUACGAAACAUGUUUCCAGCCAACCUUGUUCAAGCCACAUUUCAACAGUAUCGUACCAACAGUGUGCCCAUAAUGAAGACGCCCAAGACGACAGUGGCCACCAGUCUGACCGAGAGCACCACUCGCCGCACGCUCAUCUACGGGAUUCAGGAUGACAACGGGACGGACAUCCAGAACUUUCAGCUGGAUCUGACCCCGCCUCCUGACGUGGUGAUGCGAACGCUUCCUGGCACCAGUGAGGGCAUGAACGUCUUGGGGAUUGUCAUUUUCUCUGCCACCAUGGGCAUAAUGUUGGGCAGAAUGGGUCCUAACGGCAGUGCUCUGGUUAACUUUUGCCAAAGUCUAAAUGAAGCGGUGCUGAAAAUCGUUGCUAUUGUCAUCUGGUACUUCCCGUUUGGCAUCGUGUUUCUGGUGGCCGGUAAGAUUCUGGAGAUGAGUGACCCGUCGGCGAUGGGGAAGAAGCUUGGCUUUUACGCCAUCACUGUGGUGAUGGGCCUUAUUCUGCACGGCCUCUUCAUCCUGCCCAGCAUGUACUUCUUUAUCACCAAGAAGAGCCCCAUCGUCUACAUCCGAGGAAUCCUGCAGGCGCUGCUCAUCUCACUGGCCACGUCCUCCAGUUCUGCCACUCUGCCUAUCACCUUCAAGUGCCUGCUGGAGAACAAUCACAUAGACCGGCGGAUCAUUCGCUUCGUGCUGCCCGUGGGAGCCACCAUCAACAUGGACGGUACUGCGCUGUAUGAGGCGGUGGCAGCCAUUUUUAUCGCCCAGGUCAACAACUACGAGCUAGACUUUGGCCAAAUCAUCACUAUCAGUAUUACAGCGACAGCAGCGAGCAUCGGUGCAGCCGGGAUCCCACAGGCCGGUCUGGUCACCAUGGUAAUAGUACUGACAUCCGUAGGACUGCCCACUGAUGACAUCACUCUCAUUAUCGCUGUUGAUUGGGCCUUAGACAGAUUUCGCACCAUGGUCAAUGUGAUGGGUGACGCUCUGGCCACAGGAAUCAUGGCCCAUAUCUGCAGAAAGGAUUUCAUCAAAGAGGGAGAUGGGGUCCCUCUCAUCUGCGAAACAAAGCCUGUGACUAACCAGGGUUUGCCAAACUGUCAGCAGAACAAUGGUAGUUUCCAGCCUCCGCCAACAGAGGGCAAACCCGAGCACAUCCCUCCAGAUGUGGCCCGCCUCAUGCAGCUGGAGGAAGGGGUCCGUCCGCCGCCUCCAGAUCGGAAAAAGCCGCCCAUACCACCACGGCACCUGAAACACAGAGACAAGGACCAUUGUGCCAUCGACAUGAACGGUCUCGAGACUAACGUAUAGCGACCACCAGAAGCUUUCAGGACGCAGACUGAAAUCGACUGGACAAAAAGAGUCCACAUACAUGGGAACGGACAAACGGACAUGUUUUAUUUCCUUUCCGUUUUUCUCUGAAACGUUCAUGAGGCAACACAUGGUAUGAUCCUGCACAUAUGGGCCACAGUAAUGCCGCUGUUGGCAGCACAUCCCAGUCGACCCAUUCAGUGCACUAGAUAAUGUCAGGAUGGAAAGAGAAACCAGGUCAAGGUCCACAACACCAAGCCAGCCUGUUUCUUUGGGUUCAUGGCCUUGAGAGUGAAACUUUUCCUGUAGCGUAUCAGAAAAAUGAUUGAAGACUGUCAAAAAGCAUGAGUGAAUUGUAAAUACAACAUAGCUAUGUACUCUAUGCGGUGUGUUUUUUAUUUCUCAAGUUUAUAUAUAAUUUUAUAUCUUAUAAUUGAUUCUUGUCUCUUUAAGCAGGCCUUGUAAAAAUAUUGUAAAGAUCGCAGGUGUGCGUGAAAAUCGACAUUCACUGUGAUAUUGAAUGUUUCAUGUUAUCGGACACUGUACAAAAAUUAUUUUCUUCCUCAAUACUUUUGUCUUGUUUUCCAGUAAAAAUAUCUAAAUAUUCUUAAAAUAAGAUACAUUUACUUGAGAAGCAAAAUGACAUAAGAUGAGACUUGUUUUCUGAAAAACUGAUCAAAAUUAAGUGACUUUACAAGAAAAAAAAUCUCUGCUAGUGGGGUCAGAAAAAUAAACUUUUAAAAGUCACUUAAUUUUGAUUUUGAAAGCAAGACUUGUAAGAUGUAAUUUUGCUUCCCAAGUAAAUGUAUGUGUUCGGGUCAUUUUGAACCGGAGAGAAUUUUCUUUUUUACAAAAAUCCUAGUUAACUGAGGGUAUAACUAAUUUGGCAACAUUUUUUGAGAAUUUUUUCAAAUGUUUGUGGGGUUUUUUUAUGAUUGUGGUGUUCCUGGUCAAAAAUGACAGGCCUACAAAAAAUUUGUUAUAAAUCUCUCUUACUCUAUAUCGGGGUGGCGAACUCUGGUUCUGGAGAGCCUCAGUCCUGCAAAGUUUAGCUCCAACCCUGAUAAAAACUCACCUGCCUAUAGCUUACAGCAACCCUUCAGACCUUGAUGAGCUUGUUCAGGUGUGUUUGAUUAGGGUUGGAGCUGAACUCUGCUGGACUGGACUUGGAUUCAAUAUUUUUGUCAACUUGUUUUCUUUCAGCUACUGAUCAUAAGCCUCCUUUAUCUGAGCUUAUGAACCUCAAUUUUUGAAAAAAAAGAAAAGAAAGGCAUUAUUUGUGGGUAUUUUUGGCAAUAUUGAAUCAAAUUUAAAAAAUAUUCUGUACAAUUUAUCACACUAGUGUGCUUUAAUGUUUAAUUAAACAAAAUAAGUAUUUUUGAAACUGACUGAUUGUAGGCCUCAUUGAUCUGAGCGCACAUGUUCAUGUAAGUUUCAAAAAUAAAGACAAAACCUGUCGUAACUGAAAGAAAAAAUAUUCAAUAUUGACAAAUUAAUCCACAAAUAAUGACUUUUUUCAUUCCAAAACUGAGGUGCAUAAGCUCAGAUCAAUGAGACCUAUGAUCAAUCAAUUCCAAAAAGAAAUGUAAAAUCUGUCCUAAUUGAAAGAAAACAAGUUGACAAAAAGAUCGAAUCCAGUAUUUGGUGAUAAUAUAGCACAAUUUACAAGCAAUUUUUAAAAGACUGGUCAUUUAUGACCGGGAACACAAAAGGUGGUCCAGGGUUUUCGACACAGCACAAGGGUUAAAUAUUUGUACCAGAAAACAAGACAAAACACAGAGGAAGAAAAUCAUUUUUGCAGUGGAUAUUCUCCUCUCCCGUUCUUGUGCGAAACACAUCUGGGUCAGUCCUACUGUAAAGCGUUCAGCCAAUUACUGCUAUGACUAACUCAAAAAGCACUGAGUAAACCACUUAAGGUAAGCAGUGCCAGUCUGGGAAAAAAAAUAAAAGUGUGAUCCCAGACAUAUAUGGGCCAUGAAACUGUAUGAUUAUUCAAAAACAAAUAUUGGUCUAUAAUACAGCAUGCACAUCUCAGAAAGUGUGCUAAAUUAGGCCAGAAACAUACUUUACGCAAGUACAAAUGCUACAUGAUCUCAUCAGACGUAUAUUAUCUUGCUGAACUUACAUCUGUGUACAUUAACCUUUAUAAGCUUUUUGGUCAUUUUUGAACAAUUUCAUAUCGUUGUUUUUAUAGAAAUGGUUAACUCAAUCUGAGUGCUUCAAAAAACUUUGUGACCUUUUUUAGAUAUGCAAUCUGAACAAACAAACAAACAAACAAAAACUGGGCGUAACAUGAUUUUGACCUGACAUUAUGUCAUUCUUCUAACCCAAAUACAUUAAGAGUCUUACAAAAUUCUUUGUUUCAACUUACACAAGCAAUGCUGGGAAUGUGAUGCAGUUGAAUCGCAUUAUGAAUGUGUUCUGGCACAAUUCAGAAUGCAUGGUGUGAGAAAUCAUGCUUGCAUUGCUAAAAGGGGUUUUUGUUCAUGUGCGCUAAUUACAAACCUACUCAAGGGGGCGACUGAGUUACCUUCAUACUGUAUGUCUGUGCCAAUAAACAGGAUGUUUAUAGCCAGCUA
Messenger RNA from Ctenopharyngodon idella (grass carp), 8901 nucleotides. It is a transcript of the gene slc1a7b, whose product is annotated as solute carrier family 1 member 7b. The coding region runs from base 4580 to 6322 and encodes 580 amino acids. The record is from RefSeq and is a predicted model, not a curated record. Gene Ontology annotation, cellular component: plasma membrane. NCBI's taxonomy places the organism in Eukaryota, Metazoa, Chordata, Actinopteri, Cypriniformes, Xenocyprididae. Gene Ontology annotation, molecular function: neutral L-amino acid transmembrane transporter activity; L-glutamate transmembrane transporter activity; glutamate:sodium symporter activity. The transcript is spliced from 12 exons. Gene Ontology annotation, biological process: L-glutamate transmembrane transport.